AUGUCAAUCGACCCAUCUCAACCGCGGCUCAAAUCAAAGAGAUUUAUAGUCAAUGAAGCGACAACUUUACUCCGACUUGAGGACCCGAAAGGAUACUUCAUCCAGUCAGCAUCACGGAUAGUCCGAGAAUGUCCUCCGGAGCUCCCAUGGGCAUCACUUUUUCGUGGCCAGAUAUAUCGGGGCUUGUUCGUUGGGCCAACUUCGAUUGCUUACUUAUUUUUGUGCCUUUCAGCGAAACACGCGGAUCUCGAAAUUAAAGGCAGGCGGCCUGCGGAAUGGUGCAAAGCAUAUCUCGAGCUGGGACAGGAUUCUGUGGCUCUAGUGUUUGAGGGGACUUGUGGGAUUACGAGUGAAUAUCUCGCUUCUAACGCUCUCAAAGCGUGUCUGUACCAGAGCGAGACACAUGCAGCGAAGGUAUUGGAUGCAUUCAGCAAUCUCGAAGCGGAUCCAGCCCAUUGUGAAUGGAUGAAUGGCAGGGCUGCCAUCCUCCCGCAACAGCCAUGGAUUUGGAACGGCAGCCAGUAUUUGGGAGUCGUCCACGGCGAGAUCGGCAUCCUGACGCAGGUUAUCCUGAGCGAUCCUUCCCACGCUUCGAAAUUGGAAAGCAAGCUUCUAUCGCUCAUUAAUCUGCAAGAUGUAGAGGGCAACUGGCCGUUCUGCCAUGGAGCGCCAGGCUUUGUCGGUUCACUCAUCGCCAUCAAAUCUUAUUUCCCGACGCUUCGUAAGCAGAUAGAUGCAGCAAUCACACGGGGGAGAAAGAUAACAUGGGAGAAGGGUCUCCUGACAAAAGAGCCCAAUUUCUGCUACGGCAGUAGUGGCAAUUCGCUUGCGCUGGAUGCUCCCCAAAGGGAGCAUUUUCUCUGCUUUGCUACUCCGGAACGGAUCGAGCAAGAUUCGCUUGUUCGCCUAAUCUAA
Hyaloscypha bicolor E is the source of this 915-nucleotide messenger RNA. RefSeq lists its product as uncharacterized. Gene Ontology annotation, biological process: carbohydrate metabolic process; peptide modification. The record is from RefSeq and is a predicted model, not a curated record. The transcript has 4 exons. Lineage: Eukaryota; Fungi; Ascomycota; Leotiomycetes; Helotiales; Hyaloscyphaceae. Gene Ontology annotation, cellular component: plasma membrane. Bases 1 to 915 code for a protein of 304 amino acids.